AGUGUGUGGUUGGGAUUCCCUCUGGUGUCUGAAUCUGGGAGACAAGGCGAGUCCAUAUCCAGCAGUGUCAACCUUUGGGGAAAGUCAGGAACAGGCCAAGAACAUCCUGUUGUCUUCUUUCAACCCUUUCCUCUGGAGCCACAGGAAGGAUGUCAGAGCUGGAAAAGUCCUUCCGUAAAUUUGCCAUGUAUGGAGACCCAGCUGCCACUGGCAAUGACAUGACAGCGAAGAACUUCUUCAAGAUGCUGAAGGAGUGUGAUGUGAUGGAUGGGGAAACUGUGACCAACAACGAUGUGGAAAUUGCCUUUAACAAAGUCAAGAGCAAGGGAGCCCGCAACAUCAACUACAUUGAAUUUCAACAGGCCCUUAAGGAGUUGUGUGGGAAGCGCUUCAAAGGAAAGUCCCUUGAAGAGGCCUUCCAGGCUAUGUUCAAACUGAUGGAAGGCAAGGAGCCAGACCACACUGAGAAGACCAUGAGUGCUAAGCCUGUCCCCUUAUGAAGUGGGAGGCAAUUACUUUUUAAAAUUUUAUUUCCUAGAAUGAA
This is a messenger RNA of Hemicordylus capensis (graceful crag lizard), 544 nucleotides long. RefSeq names its product tubulin polymerization-promoting protein family member 2-like. Gene Ontology annotation, cellular component: microtubule. The transcript has 3 exons. Gene Ontology annotation, molecular function: tubulin binding. Bases 150 to 500 code for a protein of 116 amino acids. Gene Ontology annotation, biological process: positive regulation of protein polymerization; microtubule bundle formation; microtubule polymerization. The record is from RefSeq and is a predicted model, not a curated record. NCBI's taxonomy places the organism in Eukaryota, Metazoa, Chordata, Lepidosauria, Squamata, Cordylidae.